Penicillium vulpinum is the source of this 1755-nucleotide messenger RNA. RefSeq names its product sugar porter family MFS transporter. The transcript is spliced from 2 exons. Gene Ontology annotation, cellular component: membrane. Gene Ontology annotation, biological process: carbohydrate transport; transmembrane transport. The record is from RefSeq and is a predicted model, not a curated record. Lineage: Eukaryota; Fungi; Ascomycota; Eurotiomycetes; Eurotiales; Aspergillaceae. Bases 1 to 1755 code for a protein of 584 amino acids. Gene Ontology annotation, molecular function: carbohydrate:proton symporter activity.
AUGCCUAAUGUCAUCCCUAUAUCCUCCAUACCUCUCACCAGUACAUAUACACAUAACCCCACAUCCCCGUUCUCCAAAUGCUACAACACUCUUCAUACAUGGUGGAACUCAACCAUAACCUCCUACUCACCGCUCCCUCAAACACCACAACCUGAUACUCCCAACACAGCUACAAUGGAAGAACCACCAUCAAAACCUCACUGGCGCAUAUACUGGUUUGCUCUCGUGCUCUGCAGCGGCGGAGCUUUGUUUGGUUAUGACUCGGGGGUAAUUGGCGGCGUCCUAACCUUUCCCUCCUUCACCACCUCCUUCCCCAUUCCCCCCUCUUCCAAAACGCACACAAGCGCCCUCGCCGUCGGAAUCCAACAAUUCGGCGCCUUCACCGGGUGUUUCCUAAUAUGGCCUCUAACAAACCUCUACGGCCGACGCCUCGCCAUGAUCCUAUGCUCCACCAUCUUUUCCCUCGGCGUAAUCCUCGAAACCAUCGACUCCCAUUCCCUCCCCGUCUUCUACCUCGGCCGCGUGAUCUGCGGACUCGGCAUCGGCGGUUCCGCAACCGUCAUACCAAUCUACAUGACGGAGAUGAGUCCAAAGGAAAUCCGCGGUCGAUUGGGGAGCUGUUAUCAGCUCACGUACACGGUCGGGAUCCUGAUUUCGUACUGGGUUGAUUAUGGCGUUAAGGGGAUGCAGGAUAGUGGUGCGCGACAAUGGCAGAUUCCCGUUGGACUGCAGCUUGUGCCUGGUGUUUUGAUGGGUGUGGGGAUGGUGGGUGUGAAGGAGAGUGUGCGGUGGUUACUCUCGGUGGGUCGGGAGGGGGAGGCGUGGGAUAGUCUUGUUUGGAUUCGGGGUGGGGAGGGGGAGGGGGUUAGGACGGAGUUUGAGGGGAUGAGACGGGGACUUGAGGAGGAGAGGGAUGCGAAGGAUGGAUUUGGGAUGUUGGAGUUAGUUGAGAGGGGUAAUUUGAAGAGGAUGGGGAUUGCGGGUGGGUUAUUUCUUGCGCAGCAGUCGACUGGAUCGACUGCGUUGGCGUAUUUUGGACCACAGUUCUUCGAGUUGCUUGUUGGGGAUGGCGAUAGGACGCUUUUAAUAACGGGGAUUUUCGGCGCGAUUAAGGUCGUUGCUUGUUUGAUUUUUGUGGUGUUUUUGUCGGAUCGCUUUGGGAGACGGCCGUUGUUGGCGGGUGGUGCGGCUUGCAUGGCGGUUUGUAUGAUUUCCACUGCGAUCGUUAUAAAGCUUUAUCCGCAGCCUGGGGAUGGGACGGUUACUUCCUCGGGGAUUGCUACGGUCGCGCUGAUAUAUCUCGAUAUCAUCGCUUAUAACUUCAGCUGGGGUCCGUUGCCGUGGCCGUGCGCAAGUGAGAUCUUCCCUACGCGCAUUCGCGAGCCUGGUGUUGCAUUUGCUGUUGGGUCGCAGUGGCUUUUUAAUUUUGUUUGGAGUUUCUCGACGCCGUAUAUCCAGCAAAGCCUUGGGUGGGGUACGUUCUUGCUCUUUGGGCUGCUGGAUGUGGCGAUUGUCGGCUUUACUUACUUCUGUCUGAAGGAGACGGCGGGCAAGUCUCUCGAGGAGAUUAAUUGGAUGUUCGAUGGGGUUAAUUCAGAUGCUGAGCAUGGGAAGGAUCCCGCUUUGGAUAGUGGUGCUGGAUCGCAUGUACCUGCUGAAAGGUAUCAUGCGCAGGUUGAUGAUACAUGUAUGGAUGCCAAAUCGGCGUCCAAGCAUCGGACUGCGCAUGUCGAGUCGACCACUGGAUGGUCUUGA